AUGUGGGUGCGCGCGCUUGUGGCCUGCGCGGCGCUCUGCGCGUGCGCGCGCGCUUGGCUCGGCGGGGCCGUGUGCGCGCGGGAGGCGGCGGGCGCGGGUGGCGCGCGCUACGUGGCGUUCCUGAGCGCCGGCACCGGCACCGGCACCGGGCCCGCGCUGGUCGAGAGCGUCUGGGCCUCCCCCGGCCGCCUCCGCGCCUGCUUGGCCCGUCGCGAUCCGCGCCUCGCCCGCGCCUUCCGCGCCGCCUGCGCGCACCGCCCGCCCGCCGCGCCCGGGGCGGCGCUGCGCCGGGCCCUGUCCGCGCUGUGGCGGCGCCGUGCUGCCUGCACCGACCCCACGCCCCCGGGAGCGCAACGCCGCCGCCGCCGCCGAGGCUGGACGCUGCCAGGAACGCUGUGGUGUGGCGCGGGAGACUCGGCGGGGAACUGGAGCGAGUUGGGGCUCUUCCGCGGCCCCGACCGCUGCUGUCGGGAGCACGACCAGUGCUGGGCGCAGAUCACGGCGCUGCAGUUCAACUACGGCAUCCGCAACUAUCGCCUGCACACCGUGUCCCACUGCGAUUGCGACGCCAGGUUCCGGCGGUGCCUGCUCGCCAUCAACGAUACCGUCUCCAACAUCAUCGGCGUCACAUUCUUCAACCUGUUGGAGGUGCCGUGCUUUGUGCUGGAAGAGAGCGAGGAGUGCGUCCGGUGGCACUGGUGGGGCGGGUGUGAGCGUUACGGUGUAGUGCCUCUGGCCAGGAUGGUGCAGCAGAAUCAGUACCAUCCCAGCCUACCAGCGGAGGAGCCCCCGGGCAAGGGAAGGAAUUUCUCUAGAACAGGGAGGAAGCAGCUUCGACAGGAACUGAGGGCAAAGCCUGGGCGCCGCCAGUCUCGGAGACCUAAGGCAGCCCAGCAGCCACAGGGCCCAGGUACUCCUGCGCCGGCCAGGGAUAACGAUAAACUAACAACCAGGCAUCCAGCAGUGCAGUGGGGGCUAGAGCCUGGCCCUGCAACAGCAUUGACAGUGUCAGGACAGGAUCUGGUUGGAGCAGAGCAAGGAGCUGGAAUCUCAGCACGCCCUUGGUAUGGCAGCACUGGAUCCAGCCCAGCCACAGCGCAGUGUGGAGCUACCCCCAUGCCAGCUGUGAGCGGGCGCAGGCAGCAGGGCCCAGGCAGGGGGUGCAGGUGCAAGAAGCACCUGGGUAAGUGUGAGCACCAGAUUGCACCCCACGAGGCAAGGUACCAGCUGCACAACGUGGACAGCCGGACACUCCUCCACUGCAACUGCACACGCAGACUGCUGCGGUGCCUCCACAGGGCAGGGGACUGCAGUGACAUGGACAUGACCGUCCUGGCUGACCACUUUGCCAUGGACUGCUUUGUUCUAGAGCUGCCUGCUGCCUGCAGCCCAGGCAGGGGGUCACAGCACAGCUGUACCACAGGGGCCAGGGCUGUGCUUGUACCUGCUCGGCAGCUCAAAAAGAUUCUAAGGCGCUGGGGCUCUCUGCAUCUGAGCUCCAAGGCCAAGCGUCCACAGAAGACACAGGCCAGGGGAGGCACCUUCUGUGAGAAGUGCCAGCAUCUGGGCGUAGAGCAGACACCGGGUGCUUGGCCCCACACAGUGCUUCGAUGACACCCAAGCAGCACAGCCUUGGGAAGGAAGGGGAGGAAGAUGUGCUGUGCAGCACCUGCAGCCUGGAGCUGCUUGGGGUCCUCAAGUCAAAGGAUGGCACUGAGCAUGGCUGUUGGCAUGACAGCAUGGAGCUGGGUACCACAGCCAGAGAGGCAGAGGGACUGAAAAGCCUCAAGGAGCUGUAGCUGCCAUCCAUGAGUAUCAAAAGCAAGGGGAAAUAGGAGGGCCCAGGAAUGGGGAAACCAUUGUCUUUCUUCCCUGGUGUGCUCUGGGGCAGGAUGGAUGGCAGGGUGCCCCACCCCUAGAUUUGUGACCCUUCAUCUGGGGGGUCUGAGCAGUGAGGUAUGAUCCUGACCCUCUUGCCCAGGCAGAGUAGGAGGGCUGGGGUCAGUACCUGCAUGCAGCAGAGGAAAUAAAGGGUGGUCAGAGCA
Oenanthe melanoleuca is the source of this 2045-nucleotide messenger RNA. RefSeq names its product phospholipase A2 group III (gene PLA2G3). The record is from RefSeq and is a predicted model, not a curated record. Lineage: Eukaryota; Metazoa; Chordata; Aves; Passeriformes; Muscicapidae. Gene Ontology annotation, molecular function: A2-type glycerophospholipase activity. Bases 1 to 1614 code for a protein of 537 amino acids. The transcript is spliced from 7 exons. Gene Ontology annotation, biological process: arachidonate secretion; phospholipid metabolic process.